AUGGCCGACAGCUCGGUCCACUCUCGCCCCAUGGCAGCCCAGGGCGCAGAGGAUGGAGAAAUAGACCUAGAGGACGUUGAAAAUAUUGACCCAGACUACGCACAGGAUCGCGAGAACGAUAGCGAGUUUGAGGCGACCGAGGAGGAUUUGUUUCAGGGUGGUAUCUACGAACCAUCCGUCCGGAUUCAAGUCCAGGGGAGUGAAGAAGAGAGUGAAGGGCCGGGAGGCGAUGGAGUGCGCCCACGACCCGGUGCACCCGAAGAACGAGGGUGCAGCAUUCGAAAGAUUCGACUUGGGAACCUCUUUUUCCGCAUGACGCGGAGCACAUCACACCUCGACGACUAUCUGGACGUUUUCGUACUCGUCGUUGUUUCCAGGAAGUCGAAGACCAACCCCAACAACAAGCUGAAUCAUCAGUUUCUUGCAAGGCAUAGGGACUGGCGGCUCUGCGGAAUGGGCCAUGUGUUCCUGUGGCUUUAUUUCAUCUACGACCUCGUUCCUCUGCGCUACGGCCCCGGUAUCGUCGAGCCUCUCGACUUUUCUGAACCGAUCUUGUGGACGAAAGCGCACCUCUUCUUUUCUUUGAAGAAGGGCGACCAGGGAGAGCAGAAGCAAGACGAGAUGCACUACAAAACGCAUAACACCUGGAUUAAGUGGGCCAUGACGAAGGCGAGAUGGAUUCUGAGCAAGGUAACACAUGCAUUCCGCAGAUCCGGAGCGCAACAACUCCAUGACGACGGUUGCUCCGACAACGAUAUCGGCACUCUGGGCGGAUGGGCGCAGGGGGAGUUGCGGAGGUGUUAUGUGUUCGGCAUACCGUUCAAGCCGGUUUGGCUGCUGGCAGGAUUCAGCGGGGAUCGUGGAGACUACUACAUCGGCAGAGCCCGCGCCAAGCUUCCGCGGCAUAAGGUUAAGGAGAAGGAUGAGUGGUUGCAGCUCUUGGAUCUCUUGAGGCUUCACAUUUUCCCCUGGGUCGAAGAGGGUUGGAAGAAGGUCGAAGAAUGGAACGCUGCGCAGACCGAUCCGCUGAAGAGGCACUAUGCGGGGGCGAGGUUCCUAGACACCCUCGCCAGCAUCGGACGCCUCGUUGUUGCACAGGAUCUGGCUAUGAUGUGGGCGUUCUGCCAUCAGCACGGCGUGAGAAACCCACGGUGCAAUUGCGAGAGGCAUCCAUAUGUGCAGAUGAGCCCCUUGUGCAACCACCCGCUGUUCCAAAAGUGGGCGUACCUGGUCGCUAUCUCUCACUUCCAGGGAGAGAAGCUUCGGGCAACCGGCCAAACCACCGCCAAAGCAGACGCUAUCUUUCGCACGACCGCAGAAGAGAAGCUGCAUAAGAUGCACCUCACCGCCAAUAUGCUCAGGGAGGAGCUUGGGAUUUUGAGAGGACGUGAAAUGCAGUUGGCGAUGGAGAACGCUGAACUGAGGGAGAAACUCGCCGCUGAGCGAGAGGACAAGGCUCGGGUCAUUGCAGAGUUCGAAGCAUACAAGAGGUUUGUUGCGGCCAAGGAUGACGCGGCAAACACCUCUGCAGAGAUCGACGGAUCGUCGAAGAGCGCGGGAACAGGAGGAAACCAGGCAACGGACGCAUCCAAAGCACCAGUUGCCGUCCAAGAAUUCUUCGUCGUGGUCGUUGUGUCUUGGCGCGAAGCCACCACUGUUGCUGCUGCCUGGAAAGUGUGGGUGCAGCCAAGCCUCAUCAUGGGCGGCCGGUCACUGCGCGAAGUCUUUGCAGAGUUCGACCGGUAUAAGAAGAAGGACAAGAAUUCCAGCUUCAUCACCGCAUAUUCCCGGUUCGCUGUCAAAGCAACCGAGGCUGCAAGCGUCGCAAGGGCAUUGUGGACGGCAGAGGGCACAUCGGCCGCAGAAGAUGACGAGGCAUCCGACGAGGCGGUGGCAGCAGUGGACGAUCUGGCAGCAGAAGAUGCUAUGGCCGUAGAAGUUCCACGUGCAGCUGUUGUUGCGCCCGUCUCCCACUGGGUCUGGUCCACAUUCGUGGAUGCGGCCCACAUUACAGACAACGUGGCGGCAAGUCCGAUUGCGUGUUCUUUCGUCGAAUAG
This is a messenger RNA of Closterium sp. NIES-65, 2058 nucleotides long. The record is from the annotation of a GenBank genome assembly. NCBI's taxonomy places the organism in Eukaryota, Viridiplantae, Streptophyta, Zygnematophyceae, Desmidiales, Closteriaceae.